Molecule: messenger RNA, 3548 nt
Organism: Sarcophilus harrisii (Tasmanian devil)
Lineage: Eukaryota; Metazoa; Chordata; Mammalia; Dasyuromorphia; Dasyuridae
Gene: IRF8
Product: interferon regulatory factor 8
Exons: 9
Coding region: 219-1499 (426 amino acids)
Biological process (GO): immune system process; regulation of transcription by RNA polymerase II
Cellular component (GO): nucleus
Molecular function (GO): protein binding; DNA-binding transcription factor activity, RNA polymerase II-specific; RNA polymerase II cis-regulatory region sequence-specific DNA binding
Source: RefSeq, a predicted model, not a curated record
GAGGUGGGGGGAAGGCAGAACAAGAAGCAAAGAUUGGGAAAUUGCAGAGGCUAAUUUAGGCUUCCUAUCAGGGAAAACAAAAAUCUCUAACAAUUAGCACAUCUAUUCAAGAAUGAAAUGGGCUGCCUUGAGCCUUGGGUCCUUCUCCAUUUAGACACCUUCAAGCUAAGACUGGAUGAUCAUUUGUUGGAUAAUUGUAGUGGAGAUUCUCAUUCAGGAUGUGUGACAGAAAUAGUGGAAGACGGCUCCGGCAGUGGCUGAUUGAACAAAUUGACAGUAAUAUGUAUCCUGGACUCAUCUGGGAAAAUGAGGAGAAAAGCAUGUUUCGGAUCCCUUGGAAACAUGCCGGCAAGCAGGAUUAUAAUCAGGAGGUGGAUGCUUCUAUUUUCAAGGCCUGGGCAGUUUUUAAAGGAAAGUUUAAAGAAGGUGACAAAGCUGAACCAGCCACUUGGAAGACGAGGUUACGCUGUGCAUUGAACAAGAGUCCUGAUUUUGAGGAGGUGACAGACCGGUCCCAAUUGGACAUUUCUGAGCCAUACAAAGUUUACCGCAUAGUUCCUGAAGAAGAGCAAAAAUGCAAAAUAGGGAUGCCAAACAGCAGCUCUUCUAGUGAAGUUGCUGACAUGAAUUGCAGUCGAUCUGAAUUAGAGGAUCUGAUGAAAGAGCCCAUGGUAGAUGAAUACCUUGGUAUAAUUAAAAGGAGCCCUUCACCCCAGGAGGCCUGUAGGAGCCAGCCAAUUCCAGACUGGUGGAUCCAACAAUCCAGUACAGCCAUGCCUUUGAUGACUGGGUAUCCUGCUUAUGAAUCUCACCAUCCAGCUUACUCCCUGAUGGUGAUCUCUUUUUAUUAUGGAGGAAAAUUAGUGGGCCACACUACCACUUCUUACCCCGAGGGCUGCCGGAUCUCCCUGAGCCUCCCUCCUCAGCACCUGGAGAAGAUGUAUGGUUCCGAAAGCUUGGAGCUCAUUUGCUUCCCGCCGGCAGACUUCAUCCAGAAUGACCGUCAGAAGCAGGUCACCAAGAAGCUCUUUGGUCACCUGGAGCGCGGAGUCCUGUUACACAGCAACAAAAACGGAGUCUUCAUUAAGAGAUUGUGCCAAGGGAGAGUCUUCUGCAGCGGGAACUCCAUGAUGUUUAAGGACAGGCCCAACAAAUUGGAACGGGAUGAAGUGGUCAAAAUUUUUGACACAAACCAGUUUUUCAGAGAACUGCAGCAGUUUUACAACAACCAAAGUCAGUUUCCUGACAGCAGAGUGAUGUUAUGCUUUGGUGAAGAGUUCCCUGACAUGACUCCAUUGCGUUCCAAACUCAUCCUUGUUCAGGUGGAGCAGCUUUAUGUAAAGAAAUUGAGGGAUGAUAUUGGAAAAAAUUGCAGCAAUGGCCUUAUGCUCCAGACUCCAGAGGAUAUGGCCCAGUCUGAGCAAAUCUUCAGAUUCCAGGAUAUCUGCGGACCCCAUCAAAGACCCUUUUUUAGAGAAAAUCAGCAGAUCACUGUCUAGAGUACCCUUGUGUCUCUCCCCCACCCCAGUGGGCCCUCCUCCUCUUAUCCCAUUUCCCAUCGUUCUAGGGGUUUUGGGGAGGAGGAUUCUGUGGGACAUUCAUUUGGGGAGAAAUAUUUUUGUCAAGUCCUUUAUAAGCCAAGGUCUUGAAAAAAUGACGUUUGAAAGAAAAAUGGAGUCAUCUCUCUAGCCAUCAUUGAUGUAUUUUGGUAACUGGGACAGAACUGCCCAGAUCUGUAAAUAUUGUAAAGACAAUCCACUAUUUUCUGCAUUUAGUUUGAUUGUCAUUUGCACUGAAUUUUUUUUCCUUCUGCAUCUCGAGAUUGCCGAUAUUUCCAUUGUCUAGGAAUUGCUGUACAAAUAUUCAGUAUUGGUAGCCCAAAUAGUCGAGCAAUACACUCAGUUAGGAAGACCUGAAUUAAAACCUGGCCUCAUAUAUUUACGACCUAUGUGGCUCUGAGUGAGAACUUGACAUCCCUCAGCCUCAGCUUUCUUAUUUCUCAAAUUUCUCAAGUAUAGUAUAGUUUCUAUCUCACAGUAUUGUGAGGUUCACGGGAGAUGAUACAUAAAGCAGUUUGCAAGCUUAAUAAACUCUAAUGUUUAAGCUGUUUGUAAACACUGGUUAUUAGUAUCAAAGAACAUCUGAGUAGGACAUUUUAGUGAUUGUCAGUCACCAGUAGCCAAGCUUUUGUUUUAUUCAUUCUUUUAUUUCAGUGCCAUUCAAGAAACAUUCAUGAAGUGCCUUUUUUUGGGUAAGGCACUGUGCUAGGCCCAAAGAAUACCAAAAACAUUCCAACAAACAUUCAAAAUGGGCCUGCCUUCAAGGAAUUUACAUUUUCCAGUAGUUAAAUCUGUACGCCUGUGGCUACCCAUACUGAUUUCUGGAUGGAAGUGCCUUUUCAUUUUUAAAGCAUUUUAAUAGGGAUUGUAGAUUUUUGAGACACUAGCCCUUAUCAUAUCAGAAGAUUGUUGGAGGUACAGUAGAAAGUGGGUCUGACCAGGAGUCACAAGAUGUGGAUUCUAAUGUCAGCUCUUGACUUUACCAUAACCUCAUUAGCUGUAUAUAUUUCUUUAUUAUUAAAAUGGAUUAGAUAUUUGAAAGACCCUUUUUAACUCCCCCAUUCUGCGCUCUAAGAACUCCAUUCCUCUCUAAAAAAUCUGCUCUGAUCUUUUUAAAAGCCCUACUUCAUUAUGUUAUUUCAGGCAAAUCACUUCACUUUUCCUUCAUUUCUAAGGGUCCUUCUUAGUUCUAAUUCUUAUAAUGUAAGAAGCCAUUCUAAUGCCUACUAUGUACAGUGUUCAGCACUGGGAAGAUUGGUGCUUUUCUGAUCUCAAUGUGAAAUCCUCAGCACUACCCUUCCCCUAACUUUAUACUAAAAACAAAGGCAGAAGGAAUAUAUUCUGACUCUUUUCUCUUCCACCUUCCCUUCUGUUCUGAGUGAAGGGAGAGUACAGGGGCUAACUUUCCAUGAUAUCCUUAGCCCCUUUUUAUUCUCAUCUCUUUGUCUGGUUUUAAGAAUAGGCACAGAACCCUGGGAUACAUAUAUGUAUAUUUGCAUUGUGUAUAAAUAAUAGAUAUAAAACACACAUCAACAAGGAUUUUUACAGAUCACAGUUAAAUUGAAGUGAUUACUGGGGAGCUCUGAUUUAAAUUUGAAUAACCAAAGAGAAAUAAUUCACUUUUUUUUUCUACUGGAAUAUUUUUGGGGGCAAUGGGAAAAUAUUUUGUGGUUUAAGGAGCAAGAAUAGGACAUAAAGUUCUGUAUGUAUAUGUGUAUAAAGGACUACACCACUAGCAAAAAAGGCUUUGUAAUGCUUGAAAAUGAGAUUUUAACAUUAAAAAUAAUCAAACCUGUUUUAAAAGUCUGAUGUAAAGUAAUAGCAGAUUCCAAUCUGUGUUCUUUUCAGCUCGAAAUGAAUGUCAAAAUGUACAUCUUUAAUGUGCUAAAUGAAUAUUUAUUUUUAUGUCCAUUUAAAAAGUAGCUUGGUUCCCUCUUUUUUUUCCUCCUCACUCUGGCCUUGCAAAUAAAAUGUUAUAUUUUGUAUUGA